UGGCGGCGUGGGAGCGGGGUGGCAGAGCCAACUGACAGCACGGUGCGCACAGCCAUGGCAGGUUAGUGGCGCGCCGGCGGUCGCGGGGGAGGUGCGCUCCGAAAAUGCUGCGCGCAGAACAGGGAGACAGGGACUACAUCGGCUUCGCGACUCUGCCGGAGCAGGUGCACCGCAAGUCGGUGAAGCGCGGCUUCGAGUUCACCCUGAUGGUGGUGGGCGAGUCGGGACUCGGCAAGUCCACGCUCGUCAACAGCCUCUUCUUGUCCGACCUGUACAAGGACCGGCGCGUGCCCGAUGCCAACGAACGCAUUGAGAAGACAACUAGCAUUGAGAAGAAGACUAUGGACAUUGAGGAGCGAGGUGUGCGGUUACGACUGACUGUUGUUGACACGCCAGGAUUUGGAGAUGCAGUGAACUGUGAAGACAGCUGGCGUGCAUGCUGCAACUAUGUGGAUGAACAGUUCCAACAAUACUUCAAGGAUGAAAGUGGUUUGAACAGGAAAAACAUACAAGACAACAGGGUUCACUGUUGUCUCUACUUUGUACCACCUUAUGGCCAUGGCCUGCGGCAGCUGGAUCUGGAGUUUCUGAGGAGACUUCACAGAAAAGUGAAUAUUGUGCCUGUUAUUGCCAAAGCUGACACACUUACUGCAAAUGAGGUUCGCAGGCUCAAGGAGAGGGUAAUGGCCGAUAUUGAGGACAACAAAAUACAGAUUUAUCAGUUUCCUGAUUGUGACACUGAUGAAGAUGAAGAUUUUAAGCAACAGGAUAGAGAACUGAAAGCCUGUGUUCCAUUUGCUGUAGUUGGAAGCAACACUGUGCUAGAAGUAGCAGGAAAGAGGGUCCGGGGAAGACAAUAUCCGUGGGGUGUGGUGGAAGUUGAAAAUCCAAAACAUAGUGACUUCAUUAAACUACGAACAAUGCUUAUAUCUACCCACAUGCAGGAUCUGAAAGAUGUGACACAAGAUGUUCACUAUGAGAACUUUCGUGCACAAUGCAUUUCUCAGAUAUCACAGCAGGCAAUCAGAGAGCGGAGCAAACUGAAGAGAGAUUCUGGUCCCGCAUAUGAACCAGUAACCAUCAGCGACACUGAUCGUCUCCUUUUACAAAAGGAUGAAGAGAUUCGGCGCAUGCAGGACAUGCUAACACAAAUGCAAGAGAGGCUAAAGGCAACAGGUGCAAGCCCAAUGUUUCGUCAAAUGAGUCCAGGUCGGCAGUCAUCUCAAGAACCACAGGACAGUGUUGUUAAUGUCUGAAACUGAAGAUGAUAAUUUGUGUAUUUAAAUAAUCAAAUAUUCUGUGUUGAAGAUUUUGUAUGUAGAAUUGUUCGACUGUUUUAUAUGUAUACAUGUCAGCUUUGAAUGGAUUGUACUCAGUUGUUAUGUAAAGAAAUAUUUAUAAUUUUUUUUAUUUCCUUUUAUGCUACUUGUAAUUAGAGGCUAUCAGUUGACCAAUUGCCAAUGGAUGAGAAGAGUAUAGUUUAGUUAAUUCAAAUAGCAAGUAUACAUAUUUUGUCAGUGUUCUUUGACUGGAAGUGAUACACAGCAAGCAGAGACCUCAAAUAACUGAAAAUCUAUAAUACGAUGAAAUAUCCUGUCUUCCUCCUCCCUUUUCGCCUUUCAUUUCAUUUUUAAUUAAUGUUAUAAUCUUUAAAAUGGCACACUGAAAGAUUUGUUGGGAUAAAACAUUGUGACUUGUAAAUAGGAAAGGAAACUGUUCAGUCAAAUGAAGAAAAGCCCAAUUUAACAAUAGAAUAAUACAGAUCACAAAUAUCUCUCCUUCAGUUAGCAAAUACUCUCUCUCUCUUAAACAAGACAGAAAAUAUAUAUUUCAACUUUCAGAAAUUGCACACACACACACACACACACACACACACACACACACACACACACACUUGAAAACUGCCUCUCUAGGCAGUCUUAUUUAAGAAAGCUUUGAUGGAGGAAGCUUUAUUUUGCAUUUUAUCCAGUCUCAUAUUCCAGUUUUUUCUCAUUCAUUAUGUAAUGAAGAUUGUAUUUAUAUGGAAACAAGCCCUGUUGUCGAUGAACAAAAUGAGAAGAAUAACGAAGUAUUUCCUUAUGUUAAGCCAAGCACUAGUAGAGUUCAGUUAAUUUAAGAAAAGACAAAAGUAUCUGAAUAUUUUUUGCCACUUCCAUUAGACUGACUUUCUUAUGAUCUCAGGAUCAGAGAUAAGGCCUAUAAGUAAGAACAGUAUAUUUCUUAAAGUUGAAAGUUCGUUGAUCAGCGCAUUAUCUGAUAAAAAUCUGUCACAAUAACUGUUCCAUGUUGUUUAUAUUUUGUUUUCAUUUGAAUGCUCUAAGCUUCUCUUGUUAGCAGCACAUCAUCAGUAUUCAAGAAUCUGAAUCUCAACUAUUCCACCACAGUUUCCUCUCUUAAUGCUCACCUGCAACCAGCUUGUCUCAGUUUGGAUUUUGGUGAACCUUUGUUCUUCCCCUUGAAUUUCAGAAUAAAAUUCAGUUGUUAGUUGUGCAACAGACAACUGGAUUUUAUUUUGAAAUACAAACCAUAGUUGCUGAGAAAAUAACAGCCAUGAAUGAAACAUAUUACAUUUUUUUUCUUUCCUCUGCUCUCUUCCAUUCUUUCUACUCUUGCUUUUCACUGUUUUCAUGACACAACUAAAUGACUUAGUGUGUUGAUUAAUUAUGCUCAAAUUUGUUUUUGUUUGAUAUUACCCUCCUGUGUCAAAUACCGUUACUUUCACACUGUGCAUAUUUACUUAUGGAACUUUUAGAGAUAAUGCUUGUUUUGGUCGUGUUGUGAUAUAUAUUUAUUAAAAAGGUAUGUGCUCCCAAUCCCAUCAAGAGGGACAAUCCUCAGUGACACAGAAUGAGAUAAAAUUCUACAUUGCCACAGGGAUGUAGCUCUGAACGAAUAAUUCUGUAGUAUACAUUAACUGUAACUUAAAAGCAACAUAUUACGGUAGCUACCAUAGGAACUUGCUGCAUCCUACUCAGAACUUAAAAUGGUACAAAUUACUGGUUUAUGCAAUUAAGAGACAUGAAUAUUUUCCUAAUUAUGCAGUUCAGCUUAUGUUUAUCAACAGCUACCUAAUUACAGUACAAAAGAAUAAUGUAGAAUACUUAACAAUGUCACACCAUAUCUUGCAGUAUGACAAUAAAAAAGAAAGGUGUGAGGAAGGAAGCAGGAAUACGACAAAAAAGAGAAGUGGCAAGAUUUCAUUUCAAAAAUGAUUCCAAGAAAUGAAUCGUGAUUCAAAUAGAGGCUAAUGAAGGAAAGAAGGGCAUUACAUAAUAUUAAUAAGCACUAUGAAAUAUGAAAAUGAGAUUUUUAACAGCAAAAUGAUGUGUAUUUUAUACUGAUUUCACUUAGGAGAGUACUUACAAACAAACAAACAAAAACAAAAGUAAGUGAUGAAUAGCUGAUAUGAAAAUGCAAGAAUGAGGUAUCACCACCAGGAAUAAUGAGUUCUUGUACCUACUCCUGAUUAUAGCAAAGUUUUCACUACAAUCUUCCUCAAUAUGCUGCAGUCGUUUAAUGAUAGUACAAAUCAUGAUCACAGUAAGUUUUGGCCUUUAAGCUGCUGUUCUUUCCCUCUUGAUUAAGAAACCUGUUGUUCUGAAAACUAAUGCUGUGUUCCACUUAAAGAGUUCAUGCUGUCAAUCCUGGGGUUGUAUCUUGUGAAGGUAAGUAGGGGUCAGCCUUUGUGUCCAUUUGUGGUUUCAGUAAUUUAAUGAAUUAAAUUCCCCCUUUGAUACAUAUAACCUCAAUGAACACUAUAUUUAUUUGCCCUUUGAAUCUACAAUAGCAUUGUAUACUAUAGACAUUGGAUUAUUCAUGAUACUGUGUUAAUGUACUGGAUUGAUAUAAGAAUUUCCUUCAAUAAUUACUUCAGCCAAACUUCUGGUGUAAAUCUAAACCAAAUAUAAAACGUAGCUUAUAUAUCUGAAAAUACAGAUUUAUAAACUGGAUCUGAAUGCACUACUUUAUAAGUAUGAAUAUUCUGUCACUGAGCACGAGCAGUGUCUCUGUAAACAUUACUACUUUUUUUCCCCUGUUUUGUUUGUAAAGAGCUUUAAAUCUUUGCAUUUAUAGGCUUUGGAAGACUGUUAAGAAGUUUUAAGCCCAUGUGAAAUCUCUUCUGGAAGAACUCAGUAUUAGUGUGGGUCACAUGAAACUUUUUGUUAAACCAAGUAUUAUGUUUGUGAAUACCAGUUUCUUUGCAGCCUUUAUCAUCUUUCUCUGUUACACUUAUUUUAAGUAGUAUAAAUGUCUACCUAAGGUAUGUACAUGAUAGGGAGCAUAUAUUAAAUGCUGCGAGGGCAGGUUCACUUGAAGCUAUUAUUUUACUUCAGCUCAUUACUUAAGGGGCUCUGUUUUAGAUUAUGAGUGAAACCAUAGAAUUUCUUCAGAAUAUAAUACCAUAAUUUAAAUGAGACUCAAUAUGAACAUAGUAAGUACUGUACAAAUAACUGUGAUGAUAGUAGUAAAGGAUUCAAAGCUCUUGAGAUGCAACCCUCUAGGUGCAGUCAUAUAACGUAACCAAGCUUCUGACUAUGCCGUAUUUGAUUAUACCUUCAUCUAAUAGUAUACAGAUUGCUGCUUAGUAUUUCACAAACACCAACUGAUUUUUGAUUGCUGAAGAAUGAGUUGAUCCACUUGUUAAUAUGUCCCUGCAUACUAUAAAAUUUUAACUUAGUUUUCUGUUUUCACCAACCACAUCACAUCAAAAGCUUUACACAAAUUUAAAAAAAUAAGCUAGCUGUUCGCUGUUUAUGGUCCAUCAGACUUAAUAUGCAGUUGAUGCAAUCGUGUGUUGUCUGUGUUGAUUUUGCCUUCUGAAUCCACAUUGUGAUCUAUGAUAUAUAUAAUUUUUAAUCCAUAAAAGAUAUGACAUCCAUGUACAUAAUCCUCUUUCAUAUGUAAGAGGAAAUACCAAUCAGCCCAUAAGUUAUUCACACUAUGGUUUCUCACUAUUCUUAUACACAGCCUUUACUUUUGAUGUUUUCAGUUACUCUAAAAAAUGGCCUGUUUAUAAAGAAUAAUUACAUACAUGUGCUCUUGAGUUAUGUUUUGGACACACAUCUCCAAAAUUACUGAAGAGGUGACAUCAAUACCAGCUUAAUUUGUCUUCUAGUUCUCUUAUAUAUUUCACAACUUCAUCACUAAUAACAAAGCUAAAAAACAUAGUUCAAUUCAACUUUAUACUUGGUAGAUGCAAGUUUCAUCAUUAAAUUUAUGUUUAGCAUAUUGUCUAUAAUACCAAUAAAGUAGUUUUCAAACAGGCCACUGUUUAAGGAUUGCUUACCAUUGUAUUGUUUUGUGUUAAUGGAAUAUUUGUACAAAUGUUGCUAUCUUCAACGGUUUCACUUUUUCCAAGAUUCUACUUUACCUAGUUUUUAUGUAACUACCAUUGUGAAUUGAUUUAGUAAACUGUAUUGCAGAAUUCAUUGUCUAGGUUACUGGAAGCAAGUAAUUAUGGUGCUGCAAAGUUGUGCAAAAGUCUAUUUCUCCAAAAGGAGGUUAUAUUGGUAAUGUCGUUCAGUUAGUAAUAUUAGUAUUGCUUGUUAUAUUUUGUUUUUGUGGGAAACUUUAUUAUGAAUUAAAAUAACGAAUUCUAUGCAGCAGCUAAUUUUUUCAGCCACAUAAUUUGUUUCUGAGAUACUUCUCUGUCUUAUAAAGCAGUAGACUAAAAAAUAACCUGUGGGGAAAUACUGAAUAAAGUCAGCAGUCACAAUUAGUUGUAAGUGUUUGAAGUGAAGGUUGUGGCAAUGGGUACCACUUUAAAUAAAGUAAAGGGACUGACUUUUACUAGUAGAUCUCUUAUUGCAAAGUCUCUUGGGUUAGAUUUCCAACUUCAUAAUACGUUACUUAAUACAGGUUUAGUAGAGUCAUCAUAAAGUUAAUCAAUGAAAUAACACAAAACAUUUUAGCCAUGGGUAAAAUUUUUAUAAGUAUACUGGAACAUAAUAAAGGGUUUUCUUGAUUAGAAAUAAUGCAGAGUAACCUUUCUAUAUAAAGGUGCCUUAUUUUCACUUUGUAUACAAAUCUUUUAAAGUUAAUGACAUGAUACUAUAAAAGAGUUGUUUUUUGAUCAACAUUUGUAGAUAUGUACUGUAUUUAUCUUAAUGACAAUGGAUUUUGUGCAUAGUCUGUAAAUUAUGUGAUAUUAGAACAUUUAGGAGCACUAUGGUGUAAGUGUGUGUAUUAUAAGGCUGAUGUAUAUGUAAAUUAUGUGCUGUACAGGACCAGAAGGACUCAUUUUUGUACAUUUUUAUUCCCUCUUUUUAACUUUUUAAUGCUAAAAAUUUCAUACCAAUAUAAUUUUGACUGAUCUAGCAUUUUGGAUAACCUUGCUAUUUGUAUUGUGAAUUUGCAGAUUAUGUAUUAAAUAGUUAACUUAUAUGAUAUUAAGAUUUAUUUCCUCACUUCAUCAGAUGCCAUCACCAAUUAAUUAUCUUGUGAGAAUGAUUCUCAUCAGAUCGAACAUUGUCAACAUCCUGCUAAUUGAAAACAUCACCACUAAGGCAAAUUUUCAGCAUUACUACUAAUUCCAUUAAAAAAAGCAAGUGGCCACUGCAUGUGGAACCAUUCACACACAUGUACAUUUAUCCAUACUCUGCAAACGGCUGUGAAAUACAUGGAGAGUACUUUCCACUGUGAGCUUUAAUACGAGGGCUGUUCAAUAAAGAAUGAUCCCAAUUUUUUUAUGGUCAUAAUUUCUUGCCCUAAAAUUUAAUCUUAUGAUAUUAUGUUAGCUUAAUGUGCAACAAACACACUGUAGUAGUUUCAUUGUUGGAACUCCUGGUUCCCACCUGUGAGAGGCACACAAGGUGAGACAUGUUCAGUAUCGCCUACCGCUGCAGUGGAGGUAACAUGUGAGGAACAAUAUAUGGCUUUGCAAUUCUGCUUUCAACUCAACAAAUCUUCAGUUGAGGGUUAUACAAUGUUACACAAUCCUAUGGAGAGUCUGUGCUUCCCUACAGCAUAGCUCAAAGGUGGUUUAAAACGUUUAAAGAGGGGAGACAAUCAAUUUCAAAGGAAGGUGGACCUGGUGCUCCAGUUACUGCUCUUACGGAAGAUAACAUCAACACUGCUGCUGUCACUGUGAGAGAGGAUUGACA
Messenger RNA from Schistocerca cancellata (South American locust), 7103 nucleotides. It is a transcript of the gene Septin4, whose product is annotated as septin-2. The record is from RefSeq and is a predicted model, not a curated record. Gene Ontology annotation, cellular component: microtubule cytoskeleton; septin complex; septin ring. The transcript has 9 exons. The coding region runs from base 105 to 1256 and encodes 383 amino acids. Gene Ontology annotation, biological process: regulation of exocytosis; cytoskeleton-dependent cytokinesis. Gene Ontology annotation, molecular function: GTPase activity; molecular adaptor activity; GTP binding. Lineage: Eukaryota; Metazoa; Arthropoda; Insecta; Orthoptera; Acrididae.